Messenger RNA from Cricetulus griseus (Chinese hamster), 5061 nucleotides. NCBI's taxonomy places the organism in Eukaryota, Metazoa, Chordata, Mammalia, Rodentia, Cricetidae. The record is from RefSeq and is a predicted model, not a curated record.
GCUGAUAGAUAUAACAUGCCCUCACAGAAACUUGCCCCUGGAGUCAGCCAGUUUGCCUACACCUGUGUACAAGACCACCCCAUUUGGACAAAUCAGCAGUUUUGGGAGACAACUUUUUACAAUGCAGUACAGGAGCAGGUUCGCUCCCUGUAUCUCUCAGCAAAGGAAGACAAUCAUGCCCCACAUCUGAAGCAGAAGCUUCCCAAUGGCCAAUAUCAAGAGAAGACAGCAAUGGACUUGGCAGCUGAGCAGCUUCGCCUUUGGCCCACUCUGAGCAAGUCAACUCAGCAGGAGCUGGUUCAGCAUGAGGAAAGCACUGUCUUCAGUCAGGCCAUUCACUUUGCAAACCUUAUGGUUAACCUGCUAGUUCCACUAGACACAAGUAAAAACAAGCUCCUUCGAGCAUCAGCCCCAGGAGACUGGGAAAGUGGGAGCAACAGCAUUGUCACAAACAGUAUUGCAGGAAGUGUAGCUGAGAGCUAUGAUACAGAGAGUGGGUUUGAAGAUUCAGAAAAUAAUGAUGUUGCCAACUCCGUUGUAAGGUUCAUUGCCCGAUUUAUUGACAAGGUUUGUACAGAGAGUGGAGUGACUCAGGACCACAUCAGGAGUCUCCACUGCAUGAUACCAGGAAUUGUAGCUAUGCACAUUGAGACCCUAGAGGCAGUACAUCGAGAGAGUAGAAGACUUCCACCUAUCCAGAAGCCCAAGAUUCUUCGACCAGCUCUACUGCCAGGAGAAGAAAUUGUAUGUGAAGGUCUCCGAGUCCUACUGGAUCCUGAUGGUCGAGAAGAAGCCACUGGAGGUCUCCUCGGAGGUCCUCAGCUCCUGCCUGCAGAAGGGGCCUUGUUCCUUACUACAUACAGAAUUCUCUUCAGAGGGACACCACAUGACCAGCUAGUUGGUGAACAGACUGUUGUGCGGAGCUUUCCCAUUGCCUCCAUCACCAAGGAGAAGAAGAUAACCAUGCAGAACCAGCUACAGCAGAACAUGCAAGAAGGGCUGCAGAUUACAUCAGCAUCUUUCCAGUUGAUUAAAGUAGCAUUUGAUGAAGAAGUCAGUCCAGAAGUGGUAGACAUCUUUAAGAAACAGCUAAUGAAGUUCCGUUAUCCUCAGUCCAUUUUUAGUACUUUUGCUUUUGCUGCUGGACAAACUACCCCACAAAUCAUUUUACCCAAGCAGAAAGAAAAGAACACCUCCUUUCGAACUUUCUCAAAAACAAUUGUGAAAGGUGCCAAAAGGGCAGGAAAAAUGACAAUUGGGAGGCAGUAUUUAUUGAAGAAGAGAACAGGAACAAUUGUGGAGGAGAGAGUAAAUCGUCCUGGGUGGAAUGAAGAAGAUGACAUUUCUGUUUCAGAUGAUAGUGAACUCCCAACAAGUACAACCCUGAAGGCCUCAGAGAAAUCCACAAUGGAACAGUUGGUGGAAAAAGCAUGUUUCAGAGAUUAUCAGCGCUUAGGUUUGGGAACCAUAAGUGGCACCUCCUCCCGUUCAAAACCGGAGUAUUUCCGAAUCACUGCCUCCAAUAGGCUGUAUUCACUGUGCAGGAGCUACCCUGGCCUUUUAGUCAUACCUCAAGCUGUACAAGACAGUAGUUUACUAAGAGUAGCCCGCUGCUAUCGACACAAUCGCCUACCCGUCGUAUGUUGGAAGAACUCAAGAAGUGGUACUCUGCUCCUCCGAUCUGGGGGAUUCCAUGGGAAGGGAGUUGUUGGUCUUUUCAAAUCACAGAACUCCCCUCAAGCCGUUUCUACCUCCUCUUUAGAAUCUUCCAGUAGCAUAGAACAAGAAAAGUACUUGCAAGCCUUAUUGACUGCAGUUACUGUCCAUCAGAAACUCAGAGGCAACAAUACCCUGACUGUCAGACCAGCACUUGCUCUGUCCCCAGGCGUAUGGGCAAGUCUUCGUUCCAGCACCCGUUUGAUCAGCAGUCCAACAUCCUUCAUUGAUGUUGGUGCCAGGCUGGCAGGCAAGGAUCACUCAACCUCCUUCAGUAACAGCACCUACCUACAAAACCAGCUCUUGAAACGACAAGCCGCCCUUUAUAUAUUUGGUGAAAAGUCACAGCUAAGGAGCUUCAAGGUAGAAUUUGCUUUAAACUGUGAGUUUGUUCCUGUUGAAUUCCAUGAAAUCCGACAAGUGAAAGCCAGUUUUAAGAAGCUGAUGAGGGCUUGUAUCCCAAGCACCAUCCCUACAGACUCCGAAGUGACAUUCCUGAAGGCCCUGGGAGAUUCUGAGUGGUUCCCACAGCUUCACAGGGUACUGCAGCUGGCUCUGGUUGUAUCAGAGGUGCUGGAGAAUGGGUCUUCAGUUUUGGUGUGUUUAGAAGAAGGCUGGGACGUCACUACACAAGUAACAUCUCUGGUGCAGUUACUCAGUGAUCCCUUCUAUAGGACAAUUGAAGGCUUCCGGAUGUUGGUCGAAAAAGAAUGGCUCUCUUUUGGUCAUAAAUUCAGUCAGCGCAGCAGCCUGGCCCUUAACUCUCAGGGCAGUGGUUUUGCUCCCAUCUUCUUGCAAUUCUUAGACUGUGUGCACCAGGUUCACAACCAGUAUCCAACUGAGUUUGAAUUCAAUCUCUAUUACCUAAAGUUCUUGGCUUUCCAUUAUGUGUCUAACCGCUUUAAAACAUUUCUUCUGGAUUCAGACUAUGAAAGAUUAGAGCAUGGAACUUUAUUUGAUGAUAAAGGUGACAAGCAUGCCAAGAAAGGAGUUUGUAUUUGGGAAUGUAUUGACAAGAUGCACAAACGGAGUCCCAUUUUCUUCAAUUACUUAUAUUCACCAGUGGAAAUAGAGGCCCUGAAACCUAAUGUUAAUGUCUCCAGCCUCAAGAAGUGGGAUUACUACACAGAGGAGACUCUGUCUGCAGGUCCUUCAUACGACUGGGUGAUGCUGACCCCCAAGCAUAUUCCCUCCGAGGAGUCGGAAAUAGCUGGAGGAGCUGGACCCCAGAGUCAAAGGAGAACAGUGUGGCCAUGCUAUGACGACAUCAGCUGCAGCCAGCCAGAUGCCCUCACCAGACUUUUCAGUGAAAUUGAAAAAUUGGAGCAUAAAUUGAACCAAACUCCUGAGAAAUGGCACCAGCUAUGGGAAAAAGUAACCAUGGACCUGAAGGAUGAGCCAAGAACAGACCAUACCCAAAGUCACUCAUCGGGGUCCCCAGGUCUUGUGUCCACCAAUGUGCCUUCCUAUCAGAAGAGGCCUGUGCUCCACCCACUGGACCGCAGCACUGUCGAGGACCAGAGUGCCACCAUCGCCCCAUCCAAUGGUGUAGAGCACAGGGCAGCCACGCUUUACAGCCAGUACACAUCAAAGAACGAUGACAACAGAUCCUUUGAAGGAACGCUGUACAAAAGAGGAGCACUGCUGAAGGGCUGGAAGCCCCGCUGGUUUGUUUUAGAUGUAACAAAACAUCAGCUUCGAUACUAUGAUUCGGGAGAAGACACAAGCUGUAAAGGACAUAUUGAUCUGGCUGAAGUAGAAAUGGUUCUCCCUGCUGGACCCAGCAUGGGAGCCCCAAAGUAUACAAGUGACAAGGCUUUCUUUGAUCUCAAGACCAGCAAACGUGUGUAUAACUUCUGUGCCCAGGAUGGACAGAGUGCCCAGCAAUGGAUGGACAGGAUCCAGAGCUGCAUCUCUGAUGUCUGAUGACCAUGAUUGGCCAAGCACAUGAGCAGAGGAACAUCUGCCAGACAGGAGUGCACAGUGGUCAUCCCAGGGUCUGAGGUUCUGCUUAUCCUGGCCCCUCUUGAAGCAGUUGCCUUGUCACACAGGUCUGGGUAGGAGCCCAGACCCCCCUCAUGGCAUCAUUCCAACAGGAUUUAAGCGAUUGGGGGAUCAGAGAGAAAGCUCCCAUACCUGCUGCCAUCAUCUCCUAGGCAAGGUAGCUACCACCUGAGCCUUCGUGAAGGUUCUUUUUGUUCUCCAAGGCCAUAGUUUCCUUCGAGAACUUUGACAACAAAAAUCCAUACCCUCAAAAGGUCAUCGUCUGUCUUACAUAUGUUUCCCAUCUGUAACACCUACUUUUAUGCCUGACCUUUGCUCGGUUCUCUGGUGCUGCCAAAAAGGUGCUUUCAUGGUCCCCACCCUGCCAUGGAGCAUCACAGCAGGAGACAUCACUACUCUACUUGGUGGCAGGCAAAAGGGAGUGCCCAGGGUUCUCAUGGGGAAAGCAACAGUGACACAAUAAGACAUGGGCCAGUGCAGGAAAACCACUGCCUCUAACCACUGGUCUCUGAGGACAUAGUGCCUGUGCCCACUCCUGUUCCUUGACAGCUUUCUGUGAAGUAACAAGCAGAAGUGAGACUCCAUAGAACACUGGCAUUGAGCUCCUAACCAAGAAGCAAGUUGGAGACUGAGGCCAGCUGCUUGCCAGCACACAUCUGGGACAAAGCCAGAUAACCAGACAGCACUGCUCCUGAGAAGUAAGAACUGCUCUAAAACACUCAAUUACAAUAGCCUUGUUUCUUUAGCCUAAAACUCAAGGCGCUGUUCACCUCCAUGAACCUGAGCAGCUGCUGGGCCCCUGGUGGCUUGAUUGAUGUGUUUGUUUUGAAAUGUUAAUAUGUUAAAUACCAAACUAAUAUUUCAAAAUAUGUAUAUAUGAUUUCUAUACCCUGAUUUUUCAGAUAGCUUGCUUAUAAUUUAAUAUAAAAAUAACUAAACUGAUUCAUAAGAUUUUAGUAUUAAAAGAUUGUUCCCUUUUUAAAGAAAACUACUUUGUAGAUUAAAAAUAAAUCAGAUUUUCAAAUUUAAAAUUAUCAACACACUAGAAAAUAGAAUUGUAUUAAUAUAUAAGAAAUUGGGAAAUAAAAAUGAAGGAAUUUUUUAUCACAUUCAUUUUAUAAAUUUGCCACCUGUGAAAAUGGUUUUUGCACAUUAUUUGUAUUUUUCUUUGUAUAUGAAAUAAUUUUUUGUACUUUGUAAACUAUGGAUCCCAUUGUACUUUAGCUCUUUGAGACUGUGCCCACUACUGCUUUUAUAACUGGAUCCUUUUAACUUUCAUGAAGGCAUAACAAAGCCUUGAGUCCACUAACCACCGGAAUUAAAUUUAUUUCUUAAGAAAAA